AUGUCAGUGGAUGGAAGGCGCGAUAACGCCGACGACGACGGAUCGCCCACUGCGCGGGGCGGCGGAAGGCGUGAUAACGCCGACGACGGCGGAUCGCCCACUGCGCGGGGCGGCGGAAGGCGUGAUAACGCCGACGACGGCGGAUCGCCCACUGCGCGGGGCGGCGGAAGGCGUGAUAACGCCGACGACGGCGGAUCGCCCACUGCGCGGGGCGGCGGAAGGCGUGAUAACGCCGACGACGGCGGAUCGCCCACUGCGCGGGGCGGCGGAAGGCGUGAUAACGCCGACGACGGCGGAUCGCCCACUGCGCGGGGCGGCGGAAGGCGUGAUAACGCCGACGACGGCGGAUCGCCCACUGCGCGGGGCGGCGGAAGGCGUGAUAACGCCGACGACGGCGGAUCGCCCACUGCGCGGGGCGGCGGAAGGCGUGAUAACGCCGACGACGGCGGAUCGCCCACUGCGCGGGGCGGCGGAAGGCGUGAUAACGCCGACGACGGCGGAUCGCCCACUGCGCGGGGCGGCGGAAGGCGUGAUAACGCCGACGACGGCGGAUCGCCCACUGCGCGGGGCGGCGGAAGGCGUGAUAACGCCGACGACGGCGGAUCGCCCACUGCGCGGGGCGGCGGAAGGCGUGAUAACGCCGACGACGGCGGAUCGCCCACUGCGCGGGGCGGCGGAAGGCGUGAUAACGCCGACGACGGCGGAUCGCCCACUGCGCGGGGCGGCGGAAGGCGUGAUAACGCCGUCGACGGCGGAUCGCCCACUGCGCGGGGCGGCGGAAGGCGUGAUAACGCCGUCGACGGCGGAUCGCCCACUCCGCGGGGCGGCGGAAGGCGUGAUAACGCCGUCGACGGCGGAUCGCCCACUCCGCGGGGCGGCGGAAGGCGUGAUAACGCCGUCGACGGCGGAUCGCCCACUCCGCGGGGCGGCGGAAGGCGUGAUAACGCCGUCGACGGCGGAUCGCCCACUCCGCGGGGCGGCGGAAGGCGUGAUAACGCCGUCGACGGCGGAUCGCCCACUCCGCGGGGCGGCGGAAGGCGUGAUAAUGCCGACGACGGCGGAUCGCCCACUGCGCGGGGCGGCGGAAGGCGUAACGCGGCCGACGAGGAGGAGUUCCCCACUGCGCGGUGUGGCGGAAGGCGCGGUGUCGCCAACGAUGAGGAAGAUUUCCCUGUUGCGCGGGAAGGCGGAGGGCAAGGUUACGAGAAAAGGGAUGAAAGGGAGCGAGUCCGACGCGGAAAGGAUAUGAUCGCAGACGGCGUAUGGCAAUGGGUGAAGGUCGGCGGGCAGAGCGGGAAAAGCGGGAAGAAAGGCCAGACCAUGAGGAGCGACGCCAGCAGAGCCCGCCUGAGUGGGAGCGGGUGCGCAACAGAGAAAAGCGAGAAGGGGGCUGGGGAAGGCGAUCCCCGCACGGCUCCACAGCAGAAGGAGGCCAGCAGCGAAGGGAGCAAGAGUGGCGUCGUCGGGAACGGUCACCUGUGCAGAGAGAUGGACGAUGGGAGGAUCAGGAAAGGUGCAGAAGACACGGCGAAGACGACCAGAGGAGAGGUCCGAGUCCGAAUGGCCCUAGGAGGCUAA
Closterium sp. Yama58-4 is the source of this 1578-nucleotide messenger RNA. The record is from the annotation of a GenBank genome assembly. NCBI's taxonomy places the organism in Eukaryota, Viridiplantae, Streptophyta, Zygnematophyceae, Desmidiales, Closteriaceae.